AUGGCGAUCAAAUACCUUCUAUUCGAUUGUGACAACACCCUUGUGCUCUCUGAGGACAUUGCUUUUGAUGUCUGCAGUGGGAUUGUCAACGAGAUCCUGGAGAGGAAAGGCAUCACCGCUCGCUAUUCACCUGAAGAGUUGAUCUCUCAGUUUGUCGGCCUCAACUUUCGCAGCAUUAUGGUCGUCCUGCAGCAACACCUCGGCUUCACUCUGGAUCACGAAGAAAUGCGAGACUACAUCAAGCUCGAGGAGGACCGUGUGAUCGAAAACAUUGAGGCGAAAGCUCAGCCCUGCCCUGGGUCGAUUGAGACGCUCCAAAAGCUCCGUUACGAAGGCAAAUACAAGUUGGCCGUCGUCUCCUCCUCGUCCAUUCGACGCAUCAAAGCAUGCCUUGUGAAAGCCGGCCACGACCGAUUCUUCCACCCGGACAACAUCUUUUCUGCUGCCGACUCCCUGCCAUUUCCAACCAGCAAGCCAAAUCCCGCUGUCUACCUUCAUGCAGUCCAGCAGCUUGGGGCCAAUGCAAAGGAAUGCUUGACUACCGAAGACAGCAAGUCCGGGGUUCUAGCGGCCGUGAAUGCAAAAAUACCAUGUCUGGGAUACGUUGGUUCUACACACACAAGAGGGCAGAAGCAGGAGAUGGCUGACCACCUUCUUGUUACCGGAUGCAAGCGAAUCAUGUGGGACUGGAGCGAGUACGAGAAGCUCUUGGCCGAGAUCGAGGCUAAGAAGUGA
Molecule: messenger RNA, 735 nt
Organism: Fonsecaea multimorphosa CBS 102226
Lineage: Eukaryota; Fungi; Ascomycota; Eurotiomycetes; Chaetothyriales; Herpotrichiellaceae
Exons: 2
Coding region: 1-735 (244 amino acids)
Source: RefSeq, a predicted model, not a curated record